Molecule: messenger RNA, 2735 nt
Organism: Branchiostoma belcheri (Belcher's lancelet)
Lineage: Eukaryota; Metazoa; Chordata; Leptocardii; Amphioxiformes; Branchiostomatidae
Exons: 8
Coding region: 130-2451 (773 amino acids)
Source: RefSeq, a predicted model, not a curated record
CUUGCUGUGGCCAUAUGUAAAUGUAGGUAUGAAGUAACGACAACUUGACUUUGUCCUCUUUACUUUGGCGGAUGUGCUUGGCGGUGUCGGACGCAUGCACCUCGUGCUGCAAGACAAGGGAUCUACAGAAUGGCAGAUUAUAAGGAAGUGAGGUCCCUGCGGCUGAGGUACCGGAGCCUUGUGAUCGGGGUGGUGGCAGCCGGAGUCGUGCUGGCCAUAGUGAUCGGCCUCGCCGUUGGCUUGACAAUACAGCGAUGCAGCGAGUCAAAAGAUGAACUCGUGAAGGUUGGUUUAUUGUUUCGGACCGACAUCGACUCCGCUGAGGGCAUGAAGGAAGCGGCGAUGUUGGCCGUGGAUGACAUCCGUGCCCAUCGGGAGAAGGUGCCGUCAGCUGCGGACAUCCAGGUCCACAGCGGGGACUACGAUGGAUCUCCAGAUGGAGCCCUGCAAGCUUUCCGCGACCUGUACAGCCGACAGGGUGUGCGUCUGUUCGUGGGUCCCGACACCAGCAACCAUGCGGUCCAAGUGGCGGAGUGGGCGAUGGAAAACGCACCAGAUGCGGUCUUCAUUUCUCCACGAGCAACAUCUGAACGCCUGGCCAACGCCACAAAUACCAUACGUCUCAGCAUGGGCGACCAAGCUCUUGCCCUGGCCUUGUACCUGAAGCUAAAAAGCGACAACGUCUCCGUCGUCAUCCCGGUACACGUCGAAGACAUCUACGCUACGGACCUGGUGCAGAGGAUUCGCGACCUGACGGACGACAUGAUGGACCACAUUACCGUCGGUACCAGCAUCAGCUACGCCCCGGGAACAAUCAACAACAAGGAAGAGGCGCGGAGGACGACUGACCGACUCCGCGACGCCUUGAAUGACAACCCAGGCGCAGUCGUGCUGCUCGCGUCGUAUUCUGAAGCAAGGUACAUCCUAGAAGCAGCCAAUGGUGACAGCACUCUGUUGAGGCGCAUGUGGUACACCGGGGACUCCCUGGCUCUCCGAGAGGACAUCCUGAGCUCUGAUGACGCAAAGCUUGCUGCGCAAACGGUAAGCCUGUACGGACUGUCCUUUGCAGGGGAGGGGCUUCACAGCAAACGAAGGAUGCGCAAGAUGCAGACCCUUGCCGACCGCCUGAAACGCUCGCCUCCCGUGUAUGCCCCGCUGGCCUACGAUGCAGUCAACCUGUUCUACGACACGUGUCAGAUCAUGCGCACCACCGAUGCCCCGACGGUUCUUGCACACCUUACCCGCGAGGCGGAAUGGCAGAACGGACUGUCCGGCAGGCUGGCAAUCGACUCCACAAGGAGCCGAGCAUUCGGAGAUUACCUGCAUUCGUUCGUCUCUCCACAUAUUCCAGAUACCAGUAAGGUCACGGUCGCCAUGACAGGGUCCUGGAUUCUGGACGGACUGUCGAAGGUAUCUCCCAUGGACGAUGAGUCUGGUCAGCAGGGCGGCGGGAGACGUAGGAGGGACGUACCUUCCUCUGACAUGAUGUCCAUGUCUGCUGUUAUGUCCACUGCCAUGUCGUCUGCCUCCAUCUUCAACAAGUCUGAUGUCAUGGCACUGAAGAUACUGGCUGGAGAUGACUGUCACAACUCGAUGUUUUCCAUCACCGCUACGGAUCCUGCAACCUACAUGCAGGUGGAACAUGACUUCACGGAAGACACGUUUCCGGAGAUGUUCAUAGUGUCGACUAACUACGGCUACAACCUGCAGAUGAACUGUGACAAGCCGGAAGGUUCGGUGACGCUGAACGUGCUCUGCCCGCCAAGUAUCAAUCCAAGUGACAGCAUGGAAUGCGUGCAGACUGUCAGCUAUCCUGUUUCCGAUCAGGGUGGCCGCCGCCGCCUACUGUUGUCCCAGGCUACUACAGGUGCUAUUGUAGGAUGUGGUGGCGUCAUAGCUGGGUGUGGUGUUUGCAUCGGAAUCCUGUCAUUUUUCACAUUCGGUAUCAGUGCAGCUGCAUGUGUUGGGCCUUGUGCAGUCGGUAUUGGAGGAACCUGUAGCACUGCUGCUGGACUGGGUAUUCAUGAAGCUGCCAGUAUCAUCUGCACUGAACUUUUUGCCCAAGGUCAGCUGGAUGCCCAGACCUACCUGGCUGACGCCGCCUUUGGUCGCCAGCUGGCUGCAGAGUUCCCACACGUGAUGGAGGGGUACCACACCCUGGCCAACCCCAUCGUUUGGCUGAUGCAGCGGUCCGACACUGCUACAUCCAUUGUCAAGACCUUCGCCCUCCCUUGGGCCCGACACAUGAGCUACCUACAGGACAUGGUGGAUGAAGGGGACCAGUUUGGGGCCGUUGUCAUGGAGAUAGGGAUGGUCCUGAGCGGUGCGGUGGGGAGGGUCAUGUGGGCAGCCAGGGCUGUCAUGGCACUGGGAAAUGUCAUCCUUAUCCCUGUCCUUAUUGCCAUGGUUACCAUUGUGGCAUGCCUCGCUAUGGGCAAGAACAAAGCUUGAGAUGAUUAGAGAACCUUGGGGUGUGUUCAGGUAAACCCAGAAUCAAGAAUUAGUUUUGUGUUUUGUAUCAGUCUCUCUAAUGUGGUAUCUGAUUUACCCUGCUUUAUAAAUGCUAUCAUCAUAUAUUCAGAUAAUCUUCAUAGAUACAGUUUUAUACAAUGUUUUUUUUUUUGGUAAAAGAGUUAACUUUUGAAAGCUUUUGGUAUCAGUCUGUAAGGACAAUUUAACCUGGGAAUGUUUUGGUUAAUGUUGUUAAAAGUGUAAAUCAUAGAUCUAGCUGUAAU